This is a messenger RNA of Medicago truncatula (barrel medic), 2107 nucleotides long. RefSeq names its product nuclear transport factor 2. Bases 197 to 1582 code for a protein of 461 amino acids. Gene Ontology annotation, cellular component: cytosol; ribonucleoprotein complex. Gene Ontology annotation, molecular function: mRNA binding. The transcript is spliced from 9 exons. Lineage: Eukaryota; Viridiplantae; Streptophyta; Magnoliopsida; Fabales; Fabaceae. The record is from RefSeq and is a predicted model, not a curated record.
UAGCUAAGUAGGAUUCACGUCAGGAAUAAAAAAAGCAAUAGCGGGAGUCAUCGUUUGUUGUUGUGUUGUGAUCUCCGAACCAAGAUAGAGAGAGAGACAAUAAUACCAAACCUUCACAACAGAAUCUCUGUCUCACUUCCAAUCCAACACACUUUCUUUCUGUCGAGAUCUCUCUUCUGCUUUCUAAACCAAGCUGAUGGCAGUGCAGGAAGCAAACCCUUCUACUACUCCUAGUCCCCAAGUUGUUGGCAAUGCCUUUGUGGAGCAAUAUUAUCACAUUCUGCAUCAAUCCCCUGACUUGGUGCACAGGUUCUAUCAGGAUUCGAGUCUCUUGAGUAGAUCAGACAGCAAUGGUGUGAUGAAGACUGUCACAACUACACAAGCAAUCAAUGAAACAAUUGUUUCCCUGAAUUAUGAAGAUUGUACAGCAGAAAUAAAAACUGCAGAUGCUCAGGAGUCCUAUGAGAAAGGUGUGAUAGUUUUAGUUACUGGAUGCUUAACUGGGAAGGAUAAUGUGAGAAGGAAGUUCUCACAGACAUUCUUCUUGGCUCCACAAGAUAAAGGAUAUUAUGUCUUAAAUGACGUCUUUCGGUACAUUGAGGAGAAUGAUGCCCCACAGUUAAGUUCUGCCUCAAUAAAUACUGUCAUCAAUGAAAAUGCUGAGGCUGUGCACAUACCAGAAUCAGAGGACAUAAACCCUUCCGAACAUCUUGUGGAAGAUCCUGCAACCUCCGCAGUGGAUGAAAACCCUAAUAAUGGGGAUGAAGUUUAUUAUCCUAUGGACAACAAGGAAGAAGGAUUGGUUAUUGAUGAAGAGGUUGCUGCACCGCCUAACGAUCCAAGUGAGAAUGAUAUUGUUACAAUUCAAGAUCCAACUUCUGCAGUCCAGGAUGAUGCACGAAAGACAUCAUAUGCGUCAAUUGUAAUGAAAAGUAACACAGCAUCUGGUCGUGUCUAUGUUCCCAGCCGAGCUGCAAGAGUGGCGUCUGCUAAAUCCAAUGAACAACGGCAUGCUACCACGAAAUCUACUCCUGGGCCUGAGGCAUUAGCACCCAGUAGUGACAGUGCACCAAGGACCAGUGACGUUCCUGAAGAAGCUGAAGGUCAUUCCAUAUACAUACGGAACUUGCCAUUUAAUGCAACAAUUGAACUUCUUGAAGAGGUUUUUAAGAAAUUUGGUCCUAUUAAGCAUGGUGGAGUCCAAGUAAGAAGCAGUAAGCAUGGUUUCUGUUUUGGCUUUGUUGAAUAUGAGGAAUUGAGUUCUGUGCAAAAUGCACUUAAGGCUUCACCUAUCACUGUUGGUGAGCGGCAAGCUGUUAUUGAGGAAAAGAUAUCGAGCACACGAGUAAGUGAUGGCGGAAGAGGGAGGCAUCCUUCGGGAAGAGGUGGUUUCCGAGGCGAGGGUUUCCGGGGGCGUGGGAGAUUUGGUGGUGGACGAGGUUUUGGAAGAAAUGAAUUCAGAAACCAAGGGGAGUUCUCAGGACGACCUAGGAGUUCUCACAGGACAAGUCAAAAUGGAGGUGGGCGUGGUGGGCGCCAUGGUGUGGGGAACCAUAAUGUUACACCAUCUACUCCAGUGUGAGAAUAUUGGUUAAUAAAGAAAGAAGAAAACAAAGCAAACGCUGCUGGUUGAUAAUUUUUUUUAUAAACCAAACACAAAAACCUCUUUGUUUUCCCUUGUUUAGGCACAAGUGCAGGUUUCUGAAUUUCAUCAUUGCAAUUUGCAAUUACUCAAAUAGAAGAGGAGUGGAUUCACCCGCCCUUGCCGAAGUGUUUUGUAUCGGUCAUGUAAUAUUUUUUCAACUUCUCUUGGGUUUCUCAUUAUGUUAAAGAGACUAUUGAGCAAGAGUGUUCCUCCAAUUGAGUUGUUAACAUAAAUUUCCAAUGUGGAAAAGUUUACCUUGUAAUUUUUUUCUCUGUAAUAAGCUCAAAGGAAAUGGAAAUAUUUUGAUUGAUGAGGUGAGUGUAGGAAGAGUUUUUGUGCAUGUUUUCUGCCUUUGCUUCAGUUGAAAUUGGUAUACUAAAUUGGGCUGUAAUGACAUUGGAAACAAAAUAUUUUCAUACAGGAAGAUAGUGUGAAGUCCACUGGCUUCUGCUUUUUAUGUAA